Contarinia nasturtii (swede midge) is the source of this 1238-nucleotide messenger RNA. Its product is annotated as aldo-keto reductase family 1 member A1. Bases 117 to 1088 code for a protein of 323 amino acids. Gene Ontology annotation, cellular component: cytosol. NCBI's taxonomy places the organism in Eukaryota, Metazoa, Arthropoda, Insecta, Diptera, Cecidomyiidae. The transcript is spliced from 7 exons. The record is from RefSeq and is a predicted model, not a curated record. Gene Ontology annotation, molecular function: aldose reductase (NADPH) activity.
CGAAUAAAUUUAGUUGCGACCAGUCGCUUACUGCGUAUAUUUGCUGUUUUUUUUUCUUGUGUGAACAAACAACAUUUAAAUUUUUUAAAUAAAUCUUUUUUAGACGAAAAUCGAAAAUGGCUAAUGUUGAACUUUUUACAUUGAAUAAUGGCAUUAAAAUGCCUGCUAUUGGCUAUGGUACCUGGCGUGCACCCGAUGAAGAAAUUGAACGAGCAUUGAACUUGGCUCUAGAAGCUGGCUAUCGCCACAUCGACUGUGCCCCCGUUUAUUUAAAUGAGAAAGUGAUUGGAAAGGUGCUGAAGGAAUGGAUCGAUGCAGGAAAAGUUAAACGUGAAGAUUUGUUCAUAACAACCAAGUUGCCCCAUCACGGAAAUAAUGCGGAGAGUGUGGAAAAAAAUUUGAAAAAAUCAUUAUCCGAUUUGAGUCUUACUUACAUUGAUUUGUAUUUGAUUCAUGUUCCAUUUGGUUUUUCUGAAACGGCCGAUGGACCAAUGCGUGAACCAAACGGUGAUAUUGUUCUCGAUUUAAGCACCGAUCAUGUAGCAAUCUGGAAGAAAUUUGAAGAGUUUGUUGGUGCCGGUCUUAUCAAAAGUAUUGGCGUUUCGAAUUUUAAUAAGCGUCAAUUGCAACGUAUUUUGGAUAAUGCAACGAUUAAACCGGUGUCAUUACAAAUUGAAUUGCAUGUGUAUUUUCAACAAAAUGAAUUGGUGGACUUUUGCAAGGCAAACAACAUUGUCGUAACGGCAUAUUCACCGCUUGGUUCGAAAGGUAUCGCCAAUUUAUAUAAACAAAGUGGAAAAGAACUUGACAUUCCCGAUUUACUCGAUAUUCCCGAAGUGAAAUCAAUUGCAACAAGACUGGGCAAAACGCCGGCUCAAAUUUUAUUGAAGUGGAUUGUUAAACGAGGCGUUGCAGCCAUUCCAAAGAGCACAAACGCCAAUCGUUUGCAACAGAAUUUGUCAAUUUUUGAUUUUGACCUGACCGCUGGUGAUAUGGAAACAAUGAAAGGACUCAACAGAGACAUUCGCAUUGUCACUUUUGAUUUCUUCCAAGGCAUUCAAAAACAUCCAGAAUUCCCAUUCAAAUAAAUGUAAUCCGAAACCGGUUACACGAUCUGGCGCAAUUUGAUUUAAUACUUUGGAAUUUUUUUGAUUUCAUAUUAUUCACUUUUGUUCCCUAUUUUUGCAAUUGAAAUAAUAAAAAAAAACGUACACAAAACAAAAUAAAUGUAUUUCCUU